AUGAAUCAGGAACUGCUCUCUGUGGGCAGCAAGAGGCGACGAACUGGUGGAUCUCUUCGAGGUAAUGCUUCCUCAAGCCAAGUAGAUGAGGAGCAGAUGAAUCGAGUUGUAGAAGAGGGGGAGCAGGAACAAAGACGACAACAAGAAGAGCAGCACAUUGGGAGAAAUGGGGAGAUAAGAGGAGAAGAACCUGGAUUUGAUGAGAGGCUUGAGUCUCAGCAGGAACAGUUAGAAGAAAAUAACAAUAGACUUAUUACAGUGGAUGAAGAAUCUACUUGUAACCAAGAGGAAGAAGAUGAUGAUCGUGCUGGUGAUCAAGAGGAGGAGGUGGAAGAGGAGGAGGAAAUGGACCAGGAGAGUGAUGAUUUCGAUCAGUCGGAUGACAGUAGCAGAGAAGAUGAACAUGCUAACAGUAACAGUGUCACAAAUUCUAAUAGCCUCAUGGACUUGCCCAUUCACCAGUCAUCGCCAUUCUACAUAAAGACAAAGAUGAAGAGAAAGUUGGACCAUGGCUCCGAGGUCCGUUCUUUCUCUCUGGGAAAGAAACCCUGCAAAGUCUCGGAAUACACAAGUACUACAGGGCUGGUGCCAUGCUCUGCCACACCUACUACUUUUGGGGACCUGAGGGCAGCCAAUGGCCAGGGACAGCAACGUCGACGCAUUACAUCUGUGCAACCACCGACGGGCCUUCAGGAAUGGCUGAAAAUGUUUCAGAGCUGGAGUGGACCAGAGAAAUUACUUGCUUUAGAUGAACUCAUUGAUAGUUGUGAACCAACACAAGUAAAACACAUGAUGCAAGUGAUAGAGCCCCAGUUUCAAAGAGACUUCAUUUCCUUGCUCCCAAAAGAGCUGGCACUGUAUGUGCUGUCAUUCCUGGAACCCAGGGACCUUCUGCAGGCAGCCCAGACAUGUCGUUACUGGAGAAUUCUGGCUGAAGAUAAUCUCCUCUGGAGAGAGAAGUGCAAAGAGGAGGGGAUUGAUGAACCGUUACAUAUCAAGAGGAGGAAAGUAAUCAAACCAGGCUUUAUACACAGCCCGUGGAAAAGCGCCUACAUCAGACAGCACAGGAUUGAUACCAACUGGCGGCGAGGAGAACUUAAAUCGCCUAAGGUACUCAAAGGCCAUGAUGACCACGUGAUCACAUGCCUUCAGUUCUGUGGGAACCGAAUAGUGAGCGGCUCUGAUGACAACACACUGAAAGUGUGGUCGGCAGUCACAGGCAAGUGUUUGAGAACGCUGGUUGGGCACACAGGCGGAGUCUGGUCAUCACAGAUGAGGGACAAUAUCAUCAUCAGUGGCUCUACGGACCGAACGCUGAAAGUCUGGAACGCCGAGACCGGAGAAUGCAUACACACCUUGUACGGACACACCUCCACCGUGCGCUGCAUGCAUCUCCAUGAGAAAAGAGUGGUCAGUGGGUCUCGAGAUGCUACACUGAGAGUUUGGGACAUAGAGACGGGCCAGUGCUUACACGUUCUGAUGGGCCACGUAGCUGCAGUUCGGUGCGUUCAAUAUGAUGGCAGAAGGGUUGUAAGUGGUGCAUAUGAUUUUAUGGUCAAAGUUUGGGAUCCAGAGACAGAGACCUGUCUGCACACACUGCAAGGGCAUACUAACAGAGUCUACUCAUUACAGUUCGAUGGCAUCCAUGUAGUGAGUGGAUCUCUUGACACUUCCAUCCGAGUUUGGGAUGUGGAGACAGGCAACUGCAUUCACACGCUAACAGGCCACCAGUCUCUCACAAGUGGAAUGGAACUCAAGGACAAUAUACUUGUGUCUGGGAAUGCCGAUUCUACGGUCAAAAUCUGGGACAUUAAAACAGGACAAUGUUUACAGACAUUGCAAGGUCCCAACAAGCAUCAGAGUGCUGUGACCUGUUUACAGUUCAACAAGAACUUUGUAAUUACCAGCUCAGAUGAUGGGACUGUAAAACUUUGGGACUUGAAAACGGGUGAAUUUAUCCGCAAUCUAGUCACAUUGGAGAGCGGGGGCAGCGGAGGCGUCGUGUGGCGGAUCAGAGCUUCUAACACAAAGCUAGUGUGUGCGGUGGGGAGCCGCAACGGGACUGAGGAAACAAAGCUGCUGGUGUUGGACUUUGACGUGGAUAUGAAAUGAAGGGCAGAAAGAUGAAUUUGUC
Indicator indicator is the source of this 2134-nucleotide messenger RNA. RefSeq names its product F-box and WD repeat domain containing 7 (gene FBXW7). The record is from RefSeq and is a predicted model, not a curated record. The coding region runs from base 1 to 2112 and encodes 703 amino acids. Gene Ontology annotation, molecular function: ubiquitin binding. Gene Ontology annotation, cellular component: nucleus; cytoplasm. Lineage: Eukaryota; Metazoa; Chordata; Aves; Piciformes; Indicatoridae. Gene Ontology annotation, biological process: ubiquitin recycling; proteasome-mediated ubiquitin-dependent protein catabolic process. The transcript is spliced from 11 exons.